CCAGCACCAGCACCAAGAUGGAUCUACCACUGUUUUAGGCGUUUCAUCUCAGUUGUUGCUACCUAUAUAAUCCCUCGCAUACUUCCACGGCCAUGUCCGCCAAACAGACCCCAUCGGAGUACGUCACUCUUGCUUCCAAAGAUGGCUUCGAAUUCAUAAUCCCCCGGACCGCCGCCUGCGUGUCUGGCACCAUACGGCGAAUGCUAGAUCCAGCAAGCAACUUUUCUGAAGCCGCCACUGGCCGCUGUGUUUUCGAGAACAUGAAUGGAGUCGUGCUUGAGAAAGUGUGUGAAUAUCUCCUUUACAAUGAACGGAAUAAGGGCCAGAGCAACGUACCAGACAUGGAGUUCCCACUCGAGCUGUGUCUGGAAUUAUUAAUUGCAGCCGAUUAUUUGGACACAUGAGGUGAAGCGCAGUAUAUGUGAAUAUUCGUCAUUUUCGUGGAAAAACGGGAAGCCGGCGCCGGCGUUCUCAGGCGUUCUCAUACAGAGGAUAGUUAUAAAAGCCCAGCUUAAGUACAAUAAAAUGGGGUGUUAGAAGAUUCACGGGGUACAAAUAUAAAAUGGGAAUUGGCUUCGCAUCGAGUGUUCUUGACGCUAUCAAUCGCGUAUUAUCCCAUCAACGCAUCACGUUCCUUCUGGCCAAAUCCACGUACAAUUUGCGACGCUUUGCCCCGCGUCAGUGUUUCCUGCGUGCCCAUAGAUUGAAACGUCUAAUAUUGCAAUGGGAAGAUUGACCUGGUUUAUCUCCAAGCCGAUUUGGUCUGUCUUACUCCGUCAG
Histoplasma capsulatum G186AR is the source of this 780-nucleotide messenger RNA. RefSeq lists its product as uncharacterized. NCBI's taxonomy places the organism in Eukaryota, Fungi, Ascomycota, Eurotiomycetes, Onygenales, Ajellomycetaceae. The transcript has 4 exons. The record is from RefSeq and is a predicted model, not a curated record. Gene Ontology annotation, cellular component: elongin complex. Gene Ontology annotation, molecular function: protein-macromolecule adaptor activity. The coding region runs from base 93 to 404 and encodes 103 amino acids. Gene Ontology annotation, biological process: ubiquitin-dependent protein catabolic process.